UACUGGUGACCGACUUACCGUGGCUGCUUUUCCUGUGAGACCGGGCGGAGCGGGGCGAGGCGAAGGGAGUAAGAGAAGUGACAGAGAGAAAGAUGUCGGGGAUGGGAGAUGGGUACGUGGGCACCGCCCAAGAUGCCGUGCGGAUUCGAAGGCUGGAGAAGCAGAGGGAGGCCGAGCGCCGAAAGCUCGAGGAGAAGAAGAAGAACGCUUCCGCCGGCGGCCAAUCCGGUCUUCUCCAAUUUGGCUCCGGAACCUCAGAGAUUCUUGACACGGCAUUUAAGAAGGAGACAAUUGGUUUAGUGACUAGAGAACAAUAUGUUGAGAAGAGGGUCAAUAUACGAAACAAAAUUGAGGAGGAAGAAAAGGAGAAGCUUCAAAAGUUGAAGGAAGAGGAGGAAGAGCUACAGAUGCAAAAAAGGAAAAAGAGGAGGGUAAAGGUUGAUUCACGCUUAUCCUUUGUUGAUGAAAUAGAGAAUGAGAGUGAUGAGGAAAACAUGGAAAAGAAACAAAACAAACAUGGCAAAGAUCCAACUGUGGAAACUAGCUUUCUGCCUGAUAGGGAGAGAGAAGCAGAGGAACAAGCAGAACGGGAAAUAUUACGGCGGCAGUGGCUACGUGAGCAAGAAUUGAUUAAAAAUGAACCUCUUCAAAUUACAUAUAGUUACUGGGAUGGAGCUGGUCACAGACGGGUUAUUCAAGUUAGAAAAGGUGACAGCAUCGGAGAAUUUCUGCGAGCUGUACAGCAGCAACUUGCUCCUGAAUUUCGAGAGAUUCGGACAACAUCAGUCGAGAACCUUCUUUAUGUUAAAGAAGAUUUAAUUAUCCCUCAUCAACACAGUUUUUAUGAGCUGAUUAUCAACAAAGCAAGGGGCAAAAGUGGACCGCUUUUCCACUUUGAUGUCCAUGAGGAUGUUCGAACCAUUGCUGAUGCGACUAUUGAGAAAGAUGAGUCUCAUGCUGGUAAGGUUGUUGAAAGACAUUGGUAUGAGAAGAAUAAACACAUUUUUCCUGCAUCUAGAUGGGAGAUAUAUGAUCCUACUAAAAAAUGGGAGAGGUAUACCAUCCAUGGAGACUAGCAAAAAAGUUGAGUUUUCAACUGUGUUGCUCAUACUAUUCCUAGACUGUGAGAACUUAAUUAGCAAUCUCUAAUAGGAAGGAAAAUCUUCUGAGUGCAAAGUUUGAUUUCACUAUGUAAUGUUUGCCGUUUUGUUCACAGGCCUAGGCCAUAUCUGAAAACUCUAGUAUUUAAACAUCGUACACCUGCAUAACAGUGAUGCUAUUUGAGUUAGAUUUUUUUAGAUUUAA
Zingiber officinale is the source of this 1305-nucleotide messenger RNA. Its product is annotated as protein XAP5 CIRCADIAN TIMEKEEPER. Gene Ontology annotation, cellular component: nucleus. The transcript is spliced from 12 exons. Gene Ontology annotation, biological process: chromatin organization. NCBI's taxonomy places the organism in Eukaryota, Viridiplantae, Streptophyta, Magnoliopsida, Zingiberales, Zingiberaceae. The coding region runs from base 93 to 1076 and encodes 327 amino acids. The record is from RefSeq and is a predicted model, not a curated record.